GGAAGGGGCGGCGGCCCUGGCCAGCUUCCGCGUCACGGCCCUUAAAGCACCUGCCCGCCUGUCGCCGCUACGAAGGUGCAGUCUGAGCCCAGGAGUCGGCUCCAUGGACACGCUACGGGCUACGUCCGGCGCUCGGCGGGGAGCUGUGAUGGACGCCUUCCAAGAAUCUGAGAUAUGAGUGACCCCUGUGGAAAGAAGUCUGUCCAAGAAGCCAGCCCCACCAUGAGUCUGUGGGAUCUUGAGGACAGCCACAGCUGCCGGGGUCGCCCUCAGCCAGCCCAGGAUCCUGAAGCUAAAGAGGCCUCUGCUGAGCUGCAGAUGAAGGUGGACUUUUUCCGGAAACUGGGCUACUCGUCCUCUGAGAUCCACAGUGUCCUGCAGAAGCUGGGGGUCCAAGCGGACACCAACACAGUACUGGGGGAGCUGGUGAAGCAUGGUUCUGCUACUGAGAGAGAGUGCCAGGCCUCGACAGAUUCCUGCCCCCAGCCCCCUCUGGUGCCCCGGGGCGGGAGCACCCCCAAGCCUUCCGAACCCUCACUCCCAGAGGAGGACAAGGACGGCAGUGACCUGAGGCCUGUGGUCAUUGAUGGAAGCAACGUGGCCAUGAGCCACGGGAACAAGGAAGUCUUCUCUUGUCGAGGCAUUCUGCUGGCUGUGAACUGGUUUCUGGAGCGAGGCCACACAGAUAUCACUGUGUUUGUACCAUCUUGGAGGAAAGAACAGCCUCGGCCAGAUGUGCCCAUCACAGACCAGCACAUUCUGCGGGAACUAGAGAAAAAGAAGAUCCUGGUGUUCACGCCAUCCAGGCGUGUAGGUGGCAAGCGUGUGGUGUGCUAUGAUGACCGCUUCAUUGUGAAGCUGGCGUACGAAUCUGAUGGGGUGGUAGUCUCCAAUGACACGUACCGGGACCUCCAAGGCGAGAGACAGGAGUGGAAGCGCUUCAUUGAGGAGCGGCUGCUCAUGUACUCUUUCGUCAAUGACAAAUUCAUGCCCCCUGAUGACCCUUUGGGACGGCAUGGGCCUAGCCUGGACAACUUCCUUCGUAAGAAGUCACUGCCUUCUGAACACAGGAAGCAGCCGUGUCCCUAUGGGAGGAAGUGUACCUAUGGAAUCAAGUGCCGAUUCUUCCACCCUGAGCGGCCGAGCCGCCCCCAGCGCUCUGUGGCUGAUGAACUCCGUGCUAAUGCCCUCCUCUCACCCCCCAGGACCCCAGUCAAGGACAAAAGUGGCCAGAGGCCUUCCCCUACCUCUCAGCCUAGCUCUGAGUCUCCAGAAGCUGAGCAAGGCAGUCUGGAUGGGAAAAAACUGGGGGCUAGAUCAUCCCCAGGCCCUCACCAAGAAGGCUCAACACAGACCUUUACUGCAGCUGGGAGAAGCCUCCCUGUUAGUGGGGGCAGCUUUGGGCCCACAGAGUGGCUCCCACACACCCUAGACUCACUCCCAUACACUUCCCAGGAGUGCCUUGAUUCAGGCAUUGGCUCCUUGGAGAGCCAGAUGUCAGAAUUAUGGGGGGUGCGAGGAGGCAGCCCGGGGGAGUCGGGCCCUCCUCAGGGCCCUUAUGCUAGUUAUCAUACCUAUAGGUCUGAACUCCCGACAGCACCUGCCUACCCUCCCUUUAGACAGCCCAUGGGUGCGGGCCACUUCAGUGUCCCCGACUACGUGCCCCCGCUACCCACCUUUCCAGCCAGAGAGUAUUUAUCUGAGCCAUACCCUUUGCCCUCACCUACCGCAGUCCUGCAAGAGCCACAGAGGCCCAGCCCAGGGGCUACCAGGGGCCACUGGGGUAGGGUGAACGAAAGGGCCAAAGAAAGGGCUGGUGUGUACACCAAGUUGUGUGGUGUCUUUCACCCGCACCUUGUAGAAGCUGUGAUGGGGCGAUUCCCACAGCUCCUGGACCCCCAGCAGCUGGCCGCUGAGAUACUUUCUUACAAGUCCCAGCACCUCAGUGAGUAAGCCAGAAGGUGGCUCAAGGGGCUAUCAGGCAUUGGAUCCGUCUCCAGCCCCUGACCCACCCUCAAAGCUGGACAGAGGGAUGAGUGGAGCAGGCAAGAGAAUCCUCGAACCAAAGAUACCAUAGGAUUGGUUCUGGCCCUGUGGCACCUCUAUCUAUCCCACACAGGUCAGAAGUGAUCACCCUGUUGAUACACAUUGUAUCUCUGUCAUUUAAGGAGACGUUGCCGGUCAGGCCGUCCAUCCGUG
Molecule: messenger RNA, 2199 nt
Organism: Phodopus roborovskii (desert hamster)
Lineage: Eukaryota; Metazoa; Chordata; Mammalia; Rodentia; Cricetidae
Gene: Zc3h12a
Product: zinc finger CCCH-type containing 12A
Exons: 6
Coding region: 175-1953 (592 amino acids)
Biological process (GO): 3'-UTR-mediated mRNA destabilization; nuclear-transcribed mRNA catabolic process, RNase MRP-dependent
Cellular component (GO): cytoplasmic ribonucleoprotein granule; nucleus
Molecular function (GO): RNA endonuclease activity; mRNA binding
Source: RefSeq, a predicted model, not a curated record